ACUGUGGCUGAGAUUGAACUUCUGUACCCAAGAAGACAGACGCUCUUUGCUGCCAUUACAGCUCGUUAGAUCAUGGCUUUCUGUACCGAAACAUCCCUCCAGGGUCCCAGCCGCCUCCUGGUCAUCUUGGCCUUCACACAUGUGGCAUUGUGUGCAGAGCCGAGAAUGCAUUACCCGGUGCCUUACCAAGCAGUCAAGAAAGGCAGCACUGUAGUGCUGACAUGCUCCACAGACAUGCAACACUUCUUAAACGACACCAUCACAUGGUACCAGGCACCGAGGAAAUCACUCAGUCAACUGAAUUGUAAUGGUAUGAUAACAACAUACCAUAAGAAACCCCAUUUCUACCUGAAGUUUACAGAAGCCAAACCUUGCCACAGUGGAACAUACUUCUGUGAGAUGGCUUCGGUCAGAACUCAGAAAACUCGGUGUGGAAUAGAACUGAAUGUGGUGGACGAAUCCUUGGAUCUGGAGACUUUGAAAAGCAAGUACUUCAUGAAGGACAUAUUGAUUGUGGUCCAGGGUGUGCUGUUGAUGCUGUGCCUCUCGUUACCAGCCUUGCUGCUCUUUACCAGGGACCACGGUGAGGAGGGUGAGCAGGAGGAGGAGGGCAUGGACCACAUGUAUGAGGGGCUGGACGCUCUGCAGGCAGCCAUGUAUGAGGACAUCGGCAACGUGAGACUUAUGGACAUGAAAAUGUCAACUGGGGAGCAGCCCCGGAAAUAGCCACCUCACCACGGACUCACAAGCAAGUUCUCGGCUGAUGUGAUCACAGCACUAACAAUAUCAUUGAAACAAGAGCCAUUAUGGGCACAAAAUGGCCAGAGUUUGGGGGUGGUUCACAGCUGGCUCUGAGUAAAUGGUACAAAUGGAUAGUGGAACCUUUAACCAGCUGUUGAUCAUACCUCCCAAUAUCAUGCCUCCCAAUAACACAGGUGGGGAGUUUGGUGAGGAGAUGGAUUUAGUGACUUUCUGAGACAGUUGUGCUGUUUUGUAUCAUCAGCGGAUUCUAGGUUUCACUGUAGAUCAUAUAAUUGUACAAGAUGUGAAACUUUACAGAUGUCCUGACCACCACUGACACUGUGAUCCACUUCCAAGCCCAUCAGUAGAGAGCCUCAGACUCUGUAUAUAUCACACACUGUAUAAAUAACUGAGUUAGAAGUUUAGUCACAAGACUACAAAUUCAGCAUUGGAUUAUCAAUAAUAUAAGCUUAGACUAGAGGUAGAUUCUAUCAUUGUCUCCUCUUAUGCAGACUGCUAGCAAAUGAUGGAUGGUUGAAUUUAGGCUGUUUAUCUGCCAGCUCCUCAGUCAGUCUAUUCUAUAAGGAUUUUUUUUGUCAGCCUGGUGCCUGAUACAUGCUUAAAC
Messenger RNA from Callorhinchus milii (elephant shark), 1366 nucleotides. It is a transcript of the gene cd79b, whose product is annotated as CD79b molecule, immunoglobulin-associated beta. The record is from RefSeq and is a predicted model, not a curated record. The transcript is spliced from 5 exons. The coding region runs from base 73 to 726 and encodes 217 amino acids. Lineage: Eukaryota; Metazoa; Chordata; Chondrichthyes; Chimaeriformes; Callorhinchidae. Gene Ontology annotation, cellular component: B cell receptor complex; external side of plasma membrane. Gene Ontology annotation, biological process: B cell differentiation; B cell receptor signaling pathway.